AUGGGCCUCGGCUGGCUGCUGGUCCUGCUGACGGCUCUGCCCCGGGGCGCGACAGGGGCCAAGCGGUGCAUCUUCUGUGACUUCACCGAGUCGGCCACCUGCCCCGGCGUCCCCAUGACCUGCGGCGACGACGAGGACUGCUUCACGGGCCAGGGCGUGCUCCCCGGCCUCGGGCGCGUCACCAACAAGGGCUGCAUGCUCGCCGUGUCGUGCGGCCGCCGGGACGAGCCUGUCCUCUACCAGGGCGCCACCUACAACAUGGUCUCCACCUGCUGCUCCGGCGACCUGUGCAACGGGAUCAACGGGAAAAAGGUGAAUACUCAAGAGAAAGAAAUGAAGGACCGAAACCGGACAAUUCCUGAAAGAAGAAUUAUCACUGACCUCUAA
Molecule: messenger RNA, 387 nt
Organism: Miniopterus natalensis
Lineage: Eukaryota; Metazoa; Chordata; Mammalia; Chiroptera; Miniopteridae
Product: sperm acrosome membrane-associated protein 4-like
Biological process (GO): sperm-egg recognition
Cellular component (GO): membrane
Source: RefSeq, a predicted model, not a curated record